UGACGUAGCCGACCAAUCAGUCCCGCCGCUACCUCCUAGCAACGGACUGUUGACAUUUGGCCCCAACAGGCUUAGCGCAGUUGACAGCAGCUCCUCCGGACAGCGGCAACGUCGAUGCACCUCAUUCACAUAAACCGCUUUCGACAACUCAAGGAAACAGUCUUUCAGUUGUUGGAAGCCACCAUGGAUCAACGACUGUACAACAGCCUCCGCGCCUCUACUGCAUCUGCGCCUUCGCUCCGCGCGAGCGAACCCAUCGGACUAAUGGCACCACCACCCAUGGUGGACGAUCCGGGAAAUGUAAAAGUCGUUGUGCGCUGCAGGGCAUUUCUGCGACGAGAGCGAGAAAAGGGCACUCAAUGCCUGAUUCGUAUGGAUCCUGCGACAAACAAGACAACCCUUCAUGCUCCUCUCGAGGAUGAAGAGAAUGCAAACGCCUCGCGUCGGGUUUACGAAGACAAAGAGUUCACAUUUGACAAAUCGUUCUGGUCCCACGAUGAAUCCGAUCCCCACUACGCACACCAGGAAGAUGUCUACCGGUCGUUCGGAGAAGAGUUCUUGGACCACAACUUCAAUGGAUACCAUACCUGCAUCUUUGCUUACGGUCAGACGGGUUCUGGAAAGAGUUACACUAUGAUGGGAUCACCAGAGAAUCCGGGACUUAUACCACGGACCUGCGAGGAGUUGUUCGAGCGCAUAAGGGACGAGCCCACCCCAAACACCAGCUACCACGUCCAGGUUUCCUACUUUGAGGUAUAUAACGAACACGUUCGUGAUUUGCUUGUGCCCCGGACAGCUCUUCCCAACUACCUCAAGAUCCGCGACUCUCCCAAGGAUGGCGUGUAUGUCCAAGGAUUGACUGAGGUGGAAGUCAAAGGCUACAGUGACGUGGAGCGUUUGUUCAAGCUGGGCGACUUGAGUCGCACCACUGCUUCGACCAAAAUGAACGAUACCUCCUCCCGAUCGCAUGCCGUGUUCACGAUCCGUCUCAAGCAGAUCACCCAUUCCUUACUUUCCGACGAAACUAUCGAACGCACAGCCCGUAUGCGACUCGUGGAUUUGGCGGGUUCUGAGCGUGCGAAAUCUACCGAGGCUACUGGGCAACGUCUGAAAGAAGGUGGUCAGAUCAACAAGUCUCUGACCACACUUGGUCGUGUCAUCGCGGCCUUGUCGGACCCAAAGCGACAAAAUGCUAAAGGGCGAAGACCUAGAGAAGUAGUACCAUAUCGAGACUCGGUUCUCACCUGGCUACUCAGAGACAGUCUCGGUGGAAACAGCAAAACAGCCAUGGUGGCCUGUAUUGCGCCCGCAGAUUAUGACGAAACACUAUCCACCCUACGAUACGCUGAUCAGGCCAAGAAGAUCCGUACACGUGCUUCAGUCAACCAAGAUUGCAUGUCUGCUGCUCAGCGUGAUGCGCAAAUCACGGAAAUGGCGGAACAGAUUCGGUCGCUACAGGUCAGCGUGAAUGCUGCAAGUCAGCGCAAACGAGAAGAAGCCACCGAACUUGAGGAGUAUCAGCGACAGGUCGCUCUCAUGCAUCGUCUCAUGGAGGAAAACCGCCAAAUGUCGGACUGCAAGAUCAAGUCGCUUAGCGCCGAAGUGGAGGAACUGCGUCCGGCCAAUAUAGCACUUCGGUCGGAGAUUGAGUCUCUCAAACGCCACUUGUCUCUCGCUCUGGGAGAGUUGAAGAAUCCCAUCGUACUCCCUCCGCCGCUGCCAGGCUCGCCUGAUGUGGAGGAGGAUGACUUCAUCCGAGUGAACAAGCGCGGGCUCGACCUCGGCGAGGAUGGUAAAGAAAACAUCCAAAUACACCCCGAUGAGGAAGAAUUGAGUGAUGAUGACUCAGACUCAGGAUACGAUGAAGGCGAUCACGACGAGCUUGCUCAAGAACUGCAGAACGAAGCUCAGGCGUUCUUGCAGGAUCUCGGUAUGUUUCGAAGAAAGGUUGGAAGCGAUGUCGAGCGAUUUGGUCUCAAGGAAGCCUUGAGCGAAUUGAUUGACCAUUGA
Periconia digitata is the source of this 2010-nucleotide messenger RNA. The record is from the annotation of a GenBank genome assembly. Lineage: Eukaryota; Fungi; Ascomycota; Dothideomycetes; Pleosporales; Periconiaceae.